This is a messenger RNA of Chara braunii, 1651 nucleotides long. The record is from the annotation of a GenBank genome assembly. Lineage: Eukaryota; Viridiplantae; Streptophyta; Charophyceae; Charales; Characeae.
UCAGGCAGCAAUUCCCUAUGUGAUAUAUACGUAUAGAAUUUAAUUAAAAUAAUUAAAUAGAAUACAAUGUAUAGGAGUAUGUGAUAUAAUUCUAUAUAUUCUAUAUAUGUAAUUGAAUAUACUAUCGUAGCCAGAUAUAUAUGUUUGUUAAUACUUUUGUAUAUACUCAACCUCGAUUUUAAUAUUGUAGUUUUUCAUUUCCGAUCUUUAAUCAAAUCUUUGUAUAUACUCUACCUCGAUUUUAAUACUAUAAUGUUUCUUUUUUUAUCUUUAAUCUAUUGAUUUAAUAAUUUUAGUACAAUUUGUAUUCAUACGCAUACGGAGAGUAAUCACAUUAGGCAUGCCCGAACUCCUCAACAUGCAUUGGGAUGCCUUUCUGGACCAGGUUCAACCUGGUCGCGUUUGGAGCGUCGAUGAUGACGACGGUGCUGAUGAUGGUGAGGAUCGUCAUGAUGUCAGCGGUGAUGAUGAUGAUGAUAGGGAUGACGUCAUCACUGCUGACGUUAGCGGUGAUAACGAGGAGGUUGAUGAUGAUGAUGAUGAUGAUGACAUGAUGACGACGGUGCUGAUGAUGGUGAGGAUCGUCAUGAUGUCAGCGGUGAUGAUGAUGAUGAUGAUGAUGAUGAUGAUAAGGAUGACGUCAUCACUGCUGGCGUUAGCGGUGAUGACGAGGAGGUUGAUGAUGAUGAUGAUGAUGACAUUUUCACUGCUGACGUGCGCGGUGAUGAUGAUGAGGAGGAUGACGUCAGCAGUCUUUGAUUGUGAGGAUGAUGAUGUGGGGAGGCUGGAGAACGUGGUUGGUUGGUAUCAUUCCCAUCCUGGAUACGGAUGCUGGUUAUCUGGCAUUGAUGUGUCGACGCAAAUGCUGAAUCAAGAAUAUCAGGAGCCGUUCCUGGCGAUCGUGAUUGAUCCUACGAGGACGGUCUCGGCUGGGAAAGUGGAGAUCGGUGCUUUCCGAACGUACCCCAAGGGGUAUAAACCGCCGGAUGAGCCAGCGUCGGAGUACCAGACAAUCCCUCUGAACAAGAUAGAGGACUUCGGCGUCCAUUGCAAAUCGGUUAUAAAAGACGUGUUAUUCAACUACAAACCCUGCGCGUGUGCGCCGGGGCCCUUUGUCGCAUCAGGUCCAGCACCUAUGACUGAGUGAGCGAGGGAGUGAGUAGUGAGGACUGGGCGACGAGGCCGACAGCUUGCCAGAGGAGUGGCAGGUGUUAGGUUACGGGGCUCACAGGCUGGCAGGCACGCAGAAAAAGGGGGCGGGGGGGGGAGAGAAGCAUGAAAUCAUCCCCUGGUUGUGAAUCUUUUCCGGUGCUGUUGCAGGUAGAGGCGCUAUGUAAGGACGCGGUCAGGGGUGUGUGUCAAACGGGGCAUGAUGUGUAUACGCGCGUGCACGCUUUUUUGUCAGAGGGAUAAAGGCAGUAGGCAGAAGCAACUGGUCGUAGAAGGAUGAUGCUAGCUUCCCCGAAUUUCUACCUUUACCUUGGUGUAUCUGUAACACUCUUCCGCCUUUUCCCUGUGGCGGGCCAGGUGGUGGUCCUAUAUGAGGAUAUGCAGGACUGCGGUUGACUGUGAGAUCUUUCAAGACGACAAGCAAGCACUUUACAUCGUCUUUAGGCUUUGGUUGGCCGUCUUCUCAUGGGUGCAAUAUGGU